CUGCCAGUGUGGUUGUUGGCUUGAGUUGAGCUGUAGGCUGGUUGUCCAGUUGGGGUGAAUGUAGAGAGAAAAAAAACGUCCGGUAAAAGUUUUUAUCGCCUGGCGGAAGAAGAAGUUAUUUAUUUUGAACAUCACUGACAAGUUUUAAUAUAUUCACUUCGCAUCACAAGCUAGAAACCGGCACGGUUGCAACUCGUUACUAUAGCAAAAAAAUCCACCAGAUUUAUUCCCCAAAGUGGGCACGCAUUUCAAUCUCUGAGACCAAUGGAAAAAUAAAUCAAUAAAAAUGCCACGUAAUGUUGUGCUAAGAGAGAUAACGUUCUACCCGGAUUAUUGCCAACUUGGAACAGUUUUUGGAAGCUGGUUACGGUAACUGAUUAAACAGUAAUUUUUUUUUCCUAAAACGAUUGGCACUAAACUGGUCCAGGAAAAUAUCGUACCACAGGUCAAACAAGAAGCUCGUAUUAGAAAAAGGGUAUUGUUGAACGCGCCUGGUCCAGCACAUGAGAAACCGGAUUGAUCUCGUUAUAGUUAGGAUGUUCUCCUUUUACCAUACGAUUUGUGUCCUAUUGAGUGGCUUUGUGUCUUUUCCAUCGGUCGUAUUCGCUUCUCAGCAAAAUGUGAUUUACGCAAUAAACGCCGGUGGGGAAGCUCACAUCGAUUCACAUGGAAUUAAAUACGACAGAGAUCCGUUGAUGGGAAAAAUCGGUACCGAAUCGGAUUACGGUAAGCAGCUGCUAAUGAUCAAUCGAGUCAAACCGAACGAUGAAGUAUUGUAUCAAACGGAGCGAUACCAUCAUGACACCUUCGGGUACGAUCUUCCCAUCACCGGCGAUGGAGAAUAUGUGCUAAUACUAAAAUUUUGCGAGGUGUACUUCAAUGCACCCAAUAUGAAAGUUUUCGAUGUGCUGCUGAACAACCGACAUAUGGUUAUUACGGAUUUGGACAUAUUUUCGCUGGUUGGCAAAGGGACAGCACAUGACGAGUAUGUGUACUUUACUGUUUCGCGAGGAAAAUUAUUUUUCAAAGAAGAAGAUUCCGAGAUUCGUGGUGGCAAAGUGAAACUAGAGUUUCUGAAGGGUUAUAAGGAUAAUCCAAAAAUCAACGCCAUCGUGCUGCUUAAAGGUUACGAUGACUCAAACCUGCCAAGACUAACUCCGCUCGCCAGUGAACAACCGGUGCAAGAAAGUUAUGGUGGAGAUUCGCUAGCCGCCGACUCCGUUGCAGAUGGAGAUGUACUUACCGACGGGAAAAGUAAACAGCGAAAAACUAGUGGCCCAAAGCAACCCAAUCCGUACUCUUUGGAUGAAUCGUCUAUGAUGCUGCCAGUUUUCAUUGCCAUCGGGGCAUUUAUACCACUAUUAUUUUGUUUGUGUCGACUGUGAUUUAUUUUCGGAAAAUUUUCUUUUUUUUUUGGGUUUUGUUUUAAGCAGGUAUCAGUAGAAAACUGGGCAAUUGUUUGUAACAUAACGUAUGUCCGGUGCUGGCGGUUGACAAGAUUGUUGAAAUAUUUUUAAUUAGUGAAUGCAAUUUUGAUAUUUAUAAUGUAUCAACUUAAAGCAGUACCUUCGCAAGGUCGGGAGGAAUGUUUCAGAAAACGAUGGUAUUCAACUUUUAGAGUUUAGUUUUUCAGGCAGUCGAAAACAAUAGCUGUAAUGACAUCAGAUUGCCAAUUGAUUUAAUUUACAGCAGCUAAAAUUGUCGUACAUAGCUCAACAGGAUAGAGACAAAUUACAACGGCGCACAAAUUAUUAGCAGCGUUUCUAUCCGCUCAAAUCGAUGGCGACGGCCGUUUCUUACCAAUAGCAAUGAAUAUUUUACCACUAAACAAAAAACUGAUAUAUUACUUAUAUAGUGCUAGAACGUGAAAAGCUCAAAAAUAUGUUAGUUGUUGAAUGCUGAUAAAUAAGUAUAAUAGGGGUAAGCCAACUGGCACAGUUUUAAAGGCACUAAACUACAAACAGCUGUGAGUCGUACUUAUGUUAUGGUAGGUUUUGUUUCUUCUAUUUGAUUUAGAUACCUACAACGAAAUAAAUUAUAGUAAGAGCAGCCCCGACCCGACUAGACCCUAACUUCUAGAUCAUAGUUUGAAAAGAGUCAUUUUUUAUGAGCACAUUCUUUUUAAUUUAUUAUUAGUGAUAUAAGAGAAAACCAAGAAAUUAUUCAUUUCGCCAGCCCGAACCUUUGAACCAAUAAAAAAAGAUUUGUAUUGCG
Wyeomyia smithii (pitcher-plant mosquito) is the source of this 2214-nucleotide messenger RNA. Its product is annotated as malectin-A. Gene Ontology annotation, molecular function: carbohydrate binding. The coding region runs from base 504 to 1385 and encodes 293 amino acids. Gene Ontology annotation, cellular component: membrane. Lineage: Eukaryota; Metazoa; Arthropoda; Insecta; Diptera; Culicidae. The transcript is spliced from 2 exons. The record is from RefSeq and is a predicted model, not a curated record.